Molecule: messenger RNA, 1763 nt
Organism: Aspergillus steynii IBT 23096
Lineage: Eukaryota; Fungi; Ascomycota; Eurotiomycetes; Eurotiales; Aspergillaceae
Product: MFS transporter
Exons: 2
Coding region: 1-1629 (542 amino acids)
Biological process (GO): transmembrane transport
Molecular function (GO): transmembrane transporter activity
Source: RefSeq, a predicted model, not a curated record
AUGACGGGCGAAGCACCGCAGUCGACCAAGACGCCUCUUUGGCGACUGAUCUUCGAUCAGGGUGCCGUCACGCAGCCGGUGAUCGAUCAUGCCUACGAGGGCGCCGGCACCGACAAGGAUCCCUUCGUGGUCAAUUGGCUGGAGAAUGAUCCGCGCGAUCCCAUGAAGUACUCGGCCGUGGCCAGGUGGCUGAUCACCUUCCUGGUGGGCAUCGCUACCAUGGCCGUCGCCCUCGUCUCGUCCGCCUACACUGGCGGCAUCGUCGAGGUGGUGACCGACUUUCGCAUCAGCGAGGAGGUGGCCAUCCUGGGCAUCUCGCUGUUUGUCGUCGGGUUUGCGGUUGGUCCCUUGGUCUGGGCGCCUCUCAGUGAGAUCUACGGUCGUCGAUUCAUCUUCAUCGCCAGCUCCUUUGGCCUGACCACGUUCACGGCCGCGUCGGCGGGCUCGCAGAAUAUCUGGACACUCAUUAUCCUGCGCUUCUUCGCCGGCUGUCUGGGUUCGGCGCCAUUCGCCGUCGCUGGCGGCGUGAUUGCCGACUGUUUUCCGGCCAUCAGUCGCGGACUGGCCAGCGGUUUGUACUGCGCCGCGCCUUUUCUCGGGCCAACCCUGGGGCCCAUUAUCGGCGGCUUUCUGUCCGAGUCGGCCGGAUGGCGCUGGGUCGAGGGCCUGCUGGCCGCCUUCUCGGGGUUGCUCUGGAUCAUCAUCAUCCUUACGCUGCCCGAAACCUACGCCCCUGUCCUGCUGCGCAAGCGCGCCGCGCGCCUGUCGUCCAUCACGGGCAAGGUCUAUCGCAGCAAGGUCGACGUCGACCAGGGCAAGAAAUCGGCCGGCGCCGUGCUGAAGACUGCCCUGUCGCGACCCUGGGUGUUGCUGAUUCGCGAGCCCAUCGUGCUGCUCCUGUCCAUCUACCUGUCCAUUAUCUACGGAAUUCUGUACCUGCUAUUUGCCGCCUAUCCCAUCGUCUAUCAGCAGGGUCGUGGCUGGAGCGAAGGGAUCGGCAGUCUUCCCUUCGUGGGUAUCCUGGUGGGCAUUCUGUUCGCCGUCGUGGCCACCUUCCCCAUGUACUUCCGGUAUAAGAAGAAGGUCCUGGCGAUUCAAGGCCGCGUGCCCCCGGAGGCGCGACUUCCCGACUCCUUCAUCGCCGCUCUCGCUCUGCCCGCCGGUCUGUUCUGGUUUGCGUGGACGAACUCGCCAUCGGUGCACUAUAUGGCCUCCAUUGCCGCCGGCGUCCCCUUCGGCUACGGCAUGGUCAUGGUCUUUUUGCCCGUGCUGAACUACCUCAUCGACGCCUACACCAUCUACGCCGCCUCCGUGCUGGCUGCCAACGCGGCCCUGCGCUCCAUCUUCGGCGCCGUCUUUCCUCUGUUCACCACCUACAUGUAUCGCGAUCUCGGCAUCCACUGGGCCUCGUCUAUUCCCGCCUUCCUGGCCGUCGUUUGCGUACCUAUGCCCUUCCUUUUCUAUCGCUACGGUGCCGCCAUCCGCACGCGCUGCCACUACGCCGCCGAGUCCGAUGCUUUCAUGGAGGCCCUGUUCGGCAAGAUGGCUCAGCCCACCCCGGAGCCCACGAAAGACCAACCGGAGAUGACGACCGGUGAAGAAACCAGGCAGGAGCCCGGACAUGUCUAAUGAUCGGUUGCAGGGGAUCGAGCGACAGUCGGCAUGCUGUGGUUUCAUUAUCUCUCCUCAGGGUUUAUCUAAUAAUACUUCUUCAGGGUGAAAGGAGGGUUAGCGCACGUCGUGACAGAUAUUAGUUUAACGGG